This is a messenger RNA of Dermacentor andersoni, 2604 nucleotides long. RefSeq names its product membrane metallo-endopeptidase-like 1. The record is from RefSeq and is a predicted model, not a curated record. Gene Ontology annotation, cellular component: plasma membrane. NCBI's taxonomy places the organism in Eukaryota, Metazoa, Arthropoda, Arachnida, Ixodida, Ixodidae. Gene Ontology annotation, molecular function: metalloendopeptidase activity. Gene Ontology annotation, biological process: protein processing.
UCUCCUCCAAAGCGGCCUUUCCAAAUCGUCAACAAAGAAAAGGGAAAUUACUGCGCAGUCGUCACCAUCGGCGCCGCCGCGUUCGCAGCCCUUCUGCUCACGGUCGCGAUGCUCAUAUACUCGUUCGUCGCAAGCGACCCGGCGGAGAAGCCCGUCCCGCUCUGCUCGACGGAAGACUGCAUCGUGCACGCGGACAUCCUGACGGCCUCACUGAACCGGAGCCUGGACCCGUGCGACGACUUUCGCGCCUUCGUCUGCUCGGCCUGGUCCCCGCGGCGACAGUACCGGGAGCGCGUCACGUCCGUGAUGGACGAAGUCAUCUUCGCUCACCUCGAGGGCCUGAGUGCGGUGCUUCGCUACGGCAGCACGCUGCUCCCCGCGGGUGAGAAGGCACGCCGAAUGCACGAACUCUGCGAACGCUACUUCGAGGACGGCGACGCCAACAUCAAUCGCUUGCACCACUUCAUGAAAUACAUAGGACUCAGUUGGCCGGAGGAACCCGAGGAUUACCAAGCGCCAUCCUUCUUUGACGUGCUGAUGGAGUUGUCGCUCAAGUGGCAGAUGCCGUUCUGGAUCUCGGUCAGCGUGCUUUCGGGACGAGACUCGACCAGAGGCCGCCUCCUGAUCAAGCCAGGCGAAUACAUAGCUGCAGCGCGGAGCCGCCAUCGAAGGGUGAUAAUGGGCGGUGACUACGGCAAGUACUUGCAGGGAUUCUAUAUCACGGUCAGCGAGGACGAUAAGGGUCAUGCGGAGACAUUCUUUAUCGAGGAGACAAAGGCAGUGGAAGGGGACGUCCUGGAGCAACUCUACAGUUGCAUUGUCUCCAGGAUUAAGGACCCGGCCUCCUUCCCACUGAGCGACAUUGGCAACUUCACCACGAACAUCCCCAGCGUCGAUUGGAAGGGCGCGUUGCAGAAGCACCUGUCCUUCAAUCCCAGCCUCGCUCCUCACCACCGUGUCCUCGUAAGCGACACGAAACUGCUAGAAACCAUCGACAGGCUGCUGGGAAAGUACGACAACCGUCAACUCCGGAGGCAUCUGGCGUGGCUAUUUGUCCAGACGUACGCGCCCGUCUUCGACAGCGGCCUCCUUUGGUUCACAUUCGGUGGCAAGUCGCGUGCUUCUCCGUACCGUCCAGUCUUCUGCGGCCUGCACGUCGAGGCGGUGUUCAAGCUGCUGGUGCUGUGCCUGACCACAGUCUCCCGGCUGACUGGUUCCGACGAGAAGUUCAUCGAUGGCGCGUACGGCAGUCUAGUCUCGACGGCCGUUCGCAUGGUGAACGCCUCCAAGUGGCUGGACGAAGAAAGCAAGGCGCUCGCAGUGCGCAAGCUGUCGUCGCUGCGAGUGCGAGUAUGGCCCCCUCCGCAUUACAUGGACAACGAUAGGCUCGAGAAGUACUACAAAGAGUAUCCGCUUGGAAGCGAGACGUUCAGGGAAUACUGGUUAGCCGCCCACGUUUCCAUGUACCAGCCCACGAAAGCUAAAGAAAUGACCGAAUCGGAUAGCCUGCCGAUGAAUUACGUCCCCGCGCACGUGAGCUACGACUACAUCCUGAAUAGUAUGGCCCUGCCGAUCGGAAUCGUAGAUCGGCCUCUCUACUAUCCGAAGGGAACCGAUGCCAUGUUUUACGGUGGCCUCGGUUUUCUGUUGGCCAAGGAGAUGGUCAAGGCCUUGGACAACGUGGGUCUUCGCUGGCACCCGAGCGGUAAUCAUGUCGACUCGAUCUUCUCCAAGGCCUCGACGAGCGAGUUCCGAUUCAAAGACGGCUGCUUGAGGAGCCAAGGCAGCGCGAGCAUAUUCCCGGAAGUGCCAGCUUUGGAGAUAGCGCAUUCCUCGCUCCUCGUCGCCUUGAAAGAACAAAGUGUUCCGCGAUUGAUCCGGAAAGACCUGCCGGAAAUGGUGGUUUUCUUCAUGACUCUUUGCUACGUCACGUGCGCCACAGAAGAAUUCCCGAAUCCGUUCGCGGCGGACUGCAACAAGGCCGUGCGCAACUCCGCCGCGUUCGCGAGCGCGUUCAAUUGUACGGUGGGAUCUAAGAUGAAUCCCGGAAGCAAAUGCGACUUCUUUGACUGAAACCAGAACGGCCUUACAGUAAUUUUGCUUUCUCGUGUAUCAGGCUGCUUACACCACGUAUCGAUGUGAUGGCACCACAAUGCGCAUGUAUGUAGCUGUAAUGAGUCAGUUAUAUGUUGCUUUUGUAUUUUUCUGCAUUUCAGUCACACAUCGCCACCUAUCGCGAUACGAUUCAUUUUAACUUCAUCACGUAUGAAACAUUGUCACUUCCUGCUAUGCGGCUUAUCUAUGCGCACUCGAACUUAAAAACUUAAUGAUUGUAAAUAGAAGAGAUGCGGAAAAAACUGCAUGCGAGUUCGCUGUUCCGUGAGAAGUUCAUCGAUUCAUCUGUGAACCACUGCGCGUUUUGGCAGUGAUACCACGCACACCACAGGCAGAGCCUUGCAGUGUGCGCGACUGAGAGGACACUGGUUGCAACAUCGCUUCUACUCUGGUCUCUGUAGGCUUCCUUGCUUGACGAGCUUUCUCAUUGCUUACAUUUGCCACUUAAACCAACGCAGCGUCGUUUAGUUGCGUGGUAUAUUCCUUGCG